UCUUCCUCGUCAAUAUCCAUGUAGUUCAUGUACCUCUUCUUUUUUUUUCCCUUCUCUCUAAACACCAAAAUCCAUUAAAAGGGGGGAGAUGAAGAAAUGGUCUUUCCAAAUCCAAAUUAGAGAGUUCAUGAGAAGAAGACCCUUGUUGGUAAAAGCCAAUCUAGUGUUCCUACUUCUAUAGAUAAGUCCGCAUACACGUAAAUAUAUAUAUAUAUACACACACACACACGUCUACAACAGUAGUCCUAUAUAUGUGUAUCUACAUAUGCAUGUGUAACAAAUAAACAUACGCAAGGAGUGGAUAUGGGAAGACCACCUUGUUGCCACACAGCCAUCGUCAAGAAAGGGCCAUGGACGCCGGAGGAAGAUAUCUUAUUGGUCUCUUAUGUUCAAGAACACGGCCCCGGGAAUUGGAGAUCUGUUCCUACUAAUACAGGACUGCUUAGAUGCAGCAAGAGCUGCAGGCUUCGGUGGACUAAUUAUCUGAGACCGGGCAUUAAACGAGGAAAUUUCACGGAGAAUGAAGAGAAGAUGAUCAUCCAUCUCCAAGCUCUUUUGGGAAAUAGAUGGGCAGCAAUAGCAUCUUACCUUCCACAGAGGACCGACAAUGAUAUAAAGAACUAUUGGAACACACACCUAAAGAAGAAGCUAAAGAAGCUUCAGACAGGGCUCGAAGACACGAAAGCAUCUUCCAACAGAUCCAACAAUAAGAGGGUUCCGGACAAAGGCCAAUGGGAAAAGAGGCUUCAGACAGACAUGAACAUGGCCAAACAAGCCCUUUGUGAGGCUUUGUCAAUAGACAAACAACAAUGUUCCACCACUCAUCCCAACCUUCUCUUCGGUCCAUCGAAACCCUACCAACCUUCCUCUUCCGCUUCCACUUCCGCAACGAAGAGUACUUACGCUUCGAGCACCGAGAAUAUCUCGAGGUUGCUCCAAAACUGGAUGAGAUCUCCGCCAAAAUCGUCCAUCAGCAGUGUUCAUGCCCAUGAUCAAUCAUUGUUGAGCUCAAACUCGUGCAGGAAUUCGGAAUCCGGGUCGGUGGAUGAGAAAGCGAAUUUAACUCCCGAGACAAGCACGUUAAUCCAAGGUGAAAGCAAGCCAAACAAUGAGACUACUCAAGGUUCAUUGUCAUUGAUAGAGAAAUGGCUGUUUGAUGAUCAAGGGUUGGUCCAAGGUGGCGAAGAUCUCAUUAGCAUGCAUAAUCAAGAGUUGUUCUAAGAGAAAUCUGCUCUUGUAACUUUACUUUAUUUACUCCAUGUUCUUGUUAUUUUAGUUAGAUUUACUGUGAGCGUAAGGCUGGCUUGUCGUGUUCCUUAAACCAAGAAGUAAAAGAGUCAAAACUGUGAAAAAUGAAAGUGUUGUGGAGUUUGAAAUAAAUGAAAUGUGUACAUUGUUAAUGCAGGUUUAGACCGGUUUAGUUUGGUUUAA
Messenger RNA from Tarenaya hassleriana, 1431 nucleotides. RefSeq names its product myb-related protein 306-like. NCBI's taxonomy places the organism in Eukaryota, Viridiplantae, Streptophyta, Magnoliopsida, Brassicales, Cleomaceae. The record is from RefSeq and is a predicted model, not a curated record. The transcript is spliced from 3 exons. Bases 304 to 1221 code for a protein of 305 amino acids.